Necator americanus (New World hookworm) is the source of this 1524-nucleotide messenger RNA. RefSeq lists its product as uncharacterized. NCBI's taxonomy places the organism in Eukaryota, Metazoa, Nematoda, Chromadorea, Rhabditida, Ancylostomatidae. Bases 1 to 1524 code for a protein of 507 amino acids. The record is from RefSeq and is a predicted model, not a curated record. The transcript has 17 exons.
AUGUUCACAGGACAGUGGACAAAGUCUAACUCUCUAGAGAUGGCAAUCGGCCCGAAAAUAUGGGAAACAUGGAACCAGUUGUCUUACCAAGUCUUUGACGCAAUGAUUAGAGAAGAACAGUGGUUGGCGGAGGGAGAAAACGGCCCAUCUAUGAGUAACACAUGGCUGUGCGUCCCGCAGCUUAUCUCGAAUCUCGCCUGUUUGACUGGAGCAGCUUCUUCAUUGAACGGGCAUUCAGUGUGGAUGCUAGAUUUUUAUCUUCUGCUGCUUGGAGAGGUUCUACAAGCCAUAUUUUCAACGUCUUUGUUAACGAAUCGAACAGAAAGGUUGCCUCCAGAAGAACGUUUGGGAAAUUUCACAUCAGGGCCCGAGCCGAGCGAAACACUCCGUCGUGAACUCCUCAACGAAGCUCCAGGAGUAGAAUCACAUGUGAAUAUGAUCCGUGUAAUAAUGAAUAUAAUCGGUGAAGAGCUACGCCAGUGGGAAAACGCACUCCACUCUAUAUCCAAGCCAGGUAUUUUUGCUGUUGCACGACGAAUGAUUGUUCAUCCAAAAUUCACUAAAUCCUAUGCAUACAACACGUUCGUUACGCUCAACAAUCUUGGAGUAGAAGUGAAGAUUUUUGAUGGCUCAAAUGAGAUAAUUCAAUGGAUACAAAAAAGUCUAAAGGCGGGCUCAGUUAACACCUGUCCCUUUGAACUGUGGAGAAGCGGCGAAACUGUUUUGAAAAAGGAGGCACCCAGAGAAGCUGUUGGUCGUGAUUUGCUCAUGUCGAAGUCGAAUCAGCGAUGUCCCAUCUUUGCGUGGGCAAGCCAUUUUCAAAUCACAUUCAAGUCUGGAAUCUUCGAGUCUGAAGCUGUAUUCACAAUGUCUGGAUCUCAGGAGAACAAAGGAGAAGAGAUGUAUCUGCGUUUCCACAGCGAAAAGCCAAAAAUGAAAUUCUGUAGCAUAGGACGCACCGGUAUUCUGGAAGUUCCAACUAACUCAUCAAAUAUCUUCCUUUAUUUUGUUACCGAUGUGGAAAGAGCUCUUACUGGACCACAGUUACUGGAUAUGAUCAGAGAAGUCCAGAAGGCUGUGCCUGAAACACAUACAGCUUAUAUUCCUAUAUGGUGGUCGCAAGAGAAGGUGUCAAAUGUCGCCAAAGGAAUUAAAAAUGCACUUGAUGCAGAGCCAUUAUUCUCGCACGGAGGAUUUGGUGAUCUUGCAAUGGAAGAUGUGGAAGCGAGCUCCGAAUACAGUAGAAAGCUCACGUCAAACAUCCAACAUUUCGAUAUGGUCACGGUUUUCCAUCAACCAGACACAUCUAAUAUAAAGAGAAUUGUCCUGCAAUUACCACCUUUCAAUGUAGCUCAUAUCACGUGUCCAUUCACGUUAGUCGUCUACGACAACAAGAAGAAGAUGCCAGUGUAUUUCGGAAGGAUUGUUACUCCGAAAGUUGUAAACAUGAAGGCUGCAAACACCGGAGAAAUUAUUGGGAAUCAACACAAGCCUGGACCGAAGAAAUGGUGCCGCCUGAUCUGA